Messenger RNA from Chanos chanos (milkfish), 3545 nucleotides. RefSeq names its product zinc finger, MYND-type containing 11 (gene zmynd11). The record is from RefSeq and is a predicted model, not a curated record. NCBI's taxonomy places the organism in Eukaryota, Metazoa, Chordata, Actinopteri, Gonorynchiformes, Chanidae. Bases 109 to 1977 code for a protein of 622 amino acids. Gene Ontology annotation, molecular function: DNA binding; transcription corepressor activity. The transcript is spliced from 16 exons. Gene Ontology annotation, cellular component: nucleus. Gene Ontology annotation, biological process: regulation of signal transduction; regulation of transcription elongation by RNA polymerase II.
CUCCGGAAAUACAAAUGUAACCAGCACUGCGUUGAAUUGUGAGUGAGAUCAUAACGUAAAAUAUUAACUGCAAAGUUGGAACGAGACUUUAGGUUUGAACUCCCAGUCAUGUCUCGAGUGCUGAAGAAGAGACAAGCUGACCCUAAGGUUGUUCAGUUUGUGUGGUCAGCCAUCGAAGUCAUUCGCAACCAGAAGCAAAUUGCAAACAUGGACAGAAUUUCAAAGUAUCUGAGUCGUGUAUACGGGAUGCACCCAAAGGAGACAGCCAGGCAGCUGGUGCUGGCUGUGAAGGACGGGCUGGUGGUUGAGACACUAACAGUCGGCUGUAAGGGCUCCAAGGCUGGGAUUGAACAGGAGGGCUACUGGCUGCCUGGGGAUGAGAUGGAGCAGAUGUCUGAGGGAAGCAAGGACUGGGAAGCAGAGAGCCAUGACUGGUACUGUUUUGAGUGCCAUCUCCCCGGAGACGUUCUGGAAUGUGACGGCUGCUUCCGCGUCUAUCACCUGCGCUGUCUGCCCGAGGAACACAGGCCCAGAGAUGCUACCUCACACUGGCAGUGCACAGUCUGCAGGGGUAGUAAAAGGAAGAAUUUCGGUAAACAGGAAAUGAGCACAUACCUGAGGUUUAUUCUCGCGCGAAUGAAGGAGAGGGCUGUAGACCUACAUAAGAAAGGCAAAGAGACAAAGCAGCCGAUGUACAGAAGACUAAUUCACACACCUUUAGACGUGGACAACAUACAAGAGAACAUCUCAGAAGGCAAAUACAAGAGUUUUGAGGAGUUCAAAGCAGACGCUCAGCUUAUUGUUCACAACACAGCUAUUUUACAUGGAGGACACAGUGAUCAGACUGAGAUAGCAAGACUACUUUAUAAUGAUACAUGUCAUGAGCUGAACGAGUUGCUUUUAUGCAGAAACUGUUUCCAUCUCUCAAACGCUCGUCCUGACAACUGGUUCUGUUACCCCUGUACUCCUGCCCAUGAGUUGGUAUGGGCCAGGAUGAAGGGCUUUGGGUACUGGCCAGCCAAGGUCAUGCAGAAGGAGGGCAAUCAAGUGGAUGUCAGAUUUUUUGGACACCAACAUCAGAGAGCGUGGAUCCCAUCAGACAACAUCCAGGACAUUUCUGUAAGCGUGCAGCAGCUGCAGGUGAAGCGUAGCGCCGGCUGGAAGAAAGCCUGCGAUGAACUGGAGCUCCACCAGCGCUUUCUGCGCGAGGGGAGGGCCUGGAGGGGCCGCACAGAGGAGAAACACGAGGACAGGCAGGAGGAGGCCGAGUCCAGCAUCUCAUCCACAAGCAACGAACAGCUGAGGAUAAACCAGGAACCUAAGGCCAAGAAAAGCCGUCGCUCUCAGCCCCCAGAGCAAAAAGAGGAGGAACCAGAGCCAGAGAUGGAGGCGGUGAGCUCCAGCCAGGAGAUCCCCACGGCGACACCUCACCAACCCGAGCGUAUGUCCGUCUCCACCCAAACCAAGAAGACCGGUUCAUCGCCCUCUUCCUCCUCUUCCUCUCCCGCCCCGCGCAUGUCUCACCGUGGCACUCAGACAGUGAACGAGGGCAGCUGCCAGAACAUGUGCCAUGACAAAUACACCAAGAUACUGAGUGACGUCAAAGAGAUGAUGAAGGCAGAGAACAAGCGUGAGACAGAGCGCGUGCUGAAAGAGGCUCUAGACAAGCUGCGGUCAGAGAUGGAAGAGGAAAAGAGACAGGCAGUUAGCAAAGCUGUGGCCAGCACCCAGGCAGAGAUGGACAGAAAGUGCAAGCAGGUGAAGGAGAAGUGUAAAGAAGAAAUGAUGGAGGAGAUGAAGAAGAUGGUCAGCCAACACAAACAGCUCAUCUCUCAAACCAAGAAGAAGCAGUGGUGCUAUAACUGUGAAGAGGAGGCCAUGUAUCAUUGCUGUUGGAAUACCUCCUACUGCUCCAUCAAGUGUCAACAGGAGCACUGGCACGCCGACCACAAACGCACCUGUCGCAGGAAGAGAUGAAUAGCGGCCAAUAGCAUGUCUUCUCUCUCGGUCCCAUACAACUACAGGCCACACGAUUGGGUGAUUUCCUUCAUCACUGCUGCCACUAGAAUUUCAAUUUGUAAAAUCCUUUUUAACUCUUCUCCCAGUGCUGCCCCCCCAAGACACUUCAGAACAGGAGGAAACAUGGAGGAAAUUUUAUUAAGAUACAACCAACACUUUCUGGGCAUGUAAUGCAGUAGGAGAUGGUCAUUUGGAACAUAAAGAACUUUUACAUUUGGGCUAAUCUGUUUUACUUUGGUUAUGUAAAUUUCUUUAUUUGCUGUAAAUGAAAAAAAGAAGCCUUGCUUGUCCACAAACUAGCUAAAAUGUGAAGUAAUAACCUUUUUAAAUAUGAUUCUUAAUCACAUGGUGUAUAGAAAAUUUGACUGUUUUUCUACGAGCAGAUAACGUUAAUCUCAUGCAUUGACAUUGGUGUUUUUAAGCUCUACCGUUGCUCUGCCGUUUUUUUGUUUGUUUGUUUAUUUGUUUUUUGUUGUUGUUGUUUUUUUUUUUUAAAUCGAUGAUCGUGAUUCGUCAUUUUUUUGGAACAGGGUUAAGAGGGCAGGUCAUUUAUCUGUCUAAAAUACAAUCUUCCAUUUAUAAAUAUGCACAUUACAUGUUACCUUUUUUAAUAGAAUUAUUAAUUUUUAAUAAAAAAAAAAAAUAAUUUAUGUGCUCAUUUGGGGUCCAUCUCUGUAGCCACAGCAUCAUGAAUCUAUACUGAGUGGGAUCUCAGUAAGGUUUGGAGAUAGGCAUCUGGCAUAUCUCGGUAAUGGAGUCACAUUAUGCUUUGCUUGUACACCCAACUACUACCUAUGUUCCUUUCCUCUCCUUCAAAUGCACAAUGUAGGUUGAGAUUUUCUCUUCAAGACCCAUUUUGAUCGAGAACACCAAUGUUUUAGAGGAGUUGACCACAGAAAAUCAUUCUGAAUCAUACAUGAUUACAUGUUACUGUAGUUUUGAAAUUUGAAAUCUAUUUUAUUUUCCCUUUUACAUGUGCGUAAAAGUUUUGUGCGUGAAUACAAAGUUGUAACUUAACGAUAAAGGUAAGAAGGAUAUUUGUAGCCUUUUUUUUUUUAAAAGAUAAUUUGUUCAUAACCGUUAACAUUUUUGAGAAAAGCAACCAGUUGAAGGAUGCAGGGAACUGAAAGUCUUUGUUUUUAGUGGGGUUUUUUUGCACAGGUUUGUAAAAGUGAGUGCUCAUGUUCUCUGUCCCUUUUUGGGGGGCUCGGGGUGCAGCUCUUUUGUCAAAUGCAUCCAGUAAUCCCCUCUUGCUUUUCGCUCUCCAUCUCUCACCUCAAUGUUGCACUACAUGUAAAUAAAUGUUUGCCGCUAAACGUGACUGUUUCGAUGUUUGCACGUUGGUACCAUAUGUACAUUUCAUGAAUGCAUUAACUAUGUAUUUGACCAGUCAAUCUGUAAAGAGAAAUAUUUGUGAUUUCUUUUUUUUCUUGGGGGAAAAUGUUUCAUUCCAGUGUGCAUGAAAGUGGGGCUGUACGUACUUCGUUUGGGAUUUCUAGUUUUUUCCUCACUGUCGAAUUUCCUAA